ACUAAAAUAAGAGGUGAUUUCUCAGUUGAAUCAAAGCCUCUGUAUCGAUAUGUCGCUUGUAGUAGGGAGGGUGAUAGGAGACGUUGUCGACCAAUUCACACCAAGUGUCAUGAUGAAUGUAACCUACAAUUCCCAGACCACUGUCUUUAAUGGCCACGAGCUGAUGCCUAAUCUCGUUACUUCUAAACCUCAUGUUCAUAUUGGUGGCAUAGACAUGAGAUCAUCGUAUACUGUUAUCUUGACCGACCCAGAUGCUCCAAGUCCAAGUGAACCUUACUUAAGAGAACAUCUCCAUUGGAUCGUCACAGACAUUCCUGGUACAACUGAUGCUACCUUUGGAAGGGAGAUUGUGAGCUAUGAAAAGCCAAAGCCGGUGAUAGGAAUCCACCGAUAUGUAUUCUUGUUGUUUAAGCAAAGAGCUAGGCAAUCAGUGAGGCCACCUGUUUCCAGAGAUCAUUUCAACACCCGGAUCUUCUCUCAAGAAAACGAGUUAGGGUUACCAGUUGCUGCUGUCUACUUCAAUGCUCAAAGAGUAAAUGCCGCUCGUAAAAGAUAACUCUAUUUCAUACGUAUACUAUGCAUUGACUCUAAAUAAAACAAUAAAACCUUUAAUUUAUAGUUUUCAUGAUGCCUUUUUUUAUGAGUUUGUAUUUAGUUUCAUAGGUAAAGUGUAUUUGUGAUAUACAAGUUGAAUAAGGAAAUCAAUGAUGAUGUUCUGAUUACCUA
Messenger RNA from Cynara cardunculus var. scolymus (artichoke), 726 nucleotides. RefSeq names its product CEN-like protein 1. Bases 50 to 556 code for a protein of 168 amino acids. Gene Ontology annotation, biological process: flower development; vegetative to reproductive phase transition of meristem. Lineage: Eukaryota; Viridiplantae; Streptophyta; Magnoliopsida; Asterales; Asteraceae. The record is from RefSeq and is a predicted model, not a curated record. The transcript has 4 exons.